AUGAGACAUCUUGGGAUGCGAUUGGAGGCUCUGACUGGGAUUGGAGCAUGCACAGGAGAGAGCAGUUGCGGCAGUCAUUAUGAGGACAGGAUGGCGUUCGCAUUGCAAAAUUCAACGACUGAGGAGCAGCGAGGUGUUAUCCGAUUUCUGACAGCAAAAGGUGAGAAACCGGCAGCUAUUCAUCGCCAGAUGGUGACAGUUUACAGGGAGAAAUGUGUCUUUGACCUGUCUGUCGGAAAAUGGAGUGCCCAUUUUUGUGCAGGCCCUGAGAGUGUGGGUGAUGAUCCGAGACCAGGCCAGGCAAACACUCAUCACAAGCGAUCUCAUCGACAAGGCGGACAACCGAGAAGUGAUCGGCGUGUCACAUUGCGAAUGUUGGCUGUGAAGGUGGAUGUCAGCCACGGAACCGUGUGGAAAAUUGUUCACAACAGGUUGCGAUAUCGGAAAGUGUGUACCGCUUGGUUUCUGAAGCAGCUCACCGACCAGCAAAAGGAACUGCGUAUGGGGCUAGCACUGUAA
Messenger RNA from Stegodyphus dumicola, 519 nucleotides. RefSeq lists its product as uncharacterized. Lineage: Eukaryota; Metazoa; Arthropoda; Arachnida; Araneae; Eresidae. The record is from RefSeq and is a predicted model, not a curated record.